This is a messenger RNA of Ostreococcus tauri, 2160 nucleotides long. Its product is annotated as ABC transporter, conserved site. NCBI's taxonomy places the organism in Eukaryota, Viridiplantae, Chlorophyta, Mamiellophyceae, Mamiellales, Bathycoccaceae. The record is from RefSeq and is a predicted model, not a curated record. Bases 1 to 2160 code for a protein of 719 amino acids. The transcript has 2 exons.
AUGCCGCGGAAGAAGAAAGGAUCUGGCUUCACGAGUAGUAAGAAAAAGAAACAGGACGCGGUAUCGAACGCGGCGCGGCGCGAUGAGCGAGGACUUCCGACGACUGUAGCGAAGGCGAAGCGAACGGUGGGCGAUGACGGAUCUUCUUGCUGUCUGAAGUGCACGAAGAUGCUCGCGCAGGACAAGUUUAAAGACGACUACGUACAGACGUGUGUGGAUUGUUGCGAUCGUUCAGUGCAGAACUACAAGCGACGGAAACUUGCUCACGCGGCGGCACCUGAGCGCAUUGAUUCGAAGCGAGUAACGGCCAUGAAAGACGAUCGCGCGACGGACGAGCGAUCGGCGACGUAUCCUCCGCAUGUACAUUUUGCUAGAGAUACGCAGGUGUUCGAUGCAAAGAUUUUGUUCCCGAUAGGAGCGCCUCUCGAUGAUGUGCUUGCGUGGUCACAAACGUACGACCGAUUAAACCAACGAGAGUACGCUCGCGUCGCGUUCGUUCGAAAAUUUCAAUUAGAAAAAUUCAAACGAAGCCACAAAGGAAAGGGAACGUCUAGGUCUUGGAUACACAAAUAUACUGGUGCGAAGCUCUGUUUGAGCGGCGAGAACGCGGUUAGCUUUCUGCGUCGUGCGGCCAAAGAAUUCAUAUUAACCUCGCCGCGCGAGGCGCAGCCGAUCGACGCCGAUUUUCAAUCGGCGGAUGGCCAGUCUGGAACUUUUUUGGAAUUCAGGCACCGGCUUACGAAGAUAUUCGUUCAAGGAUUAUCCGAUUCCACACCUGAACUCGCGUCUCGCAUCGUGCGUAAGUAUUGGAAGGCGUGUUUGUGUUGGUCUGCCUCUGCGCAAGCAACGGCACCAGCAAGAAUGCGCGCUUGGGAAGACUUUUCUGGAGUGGCUUUGCUGAAAUUUUUAGGUGGCACCUGUCGCGUCGCGGGACUCAUCCCGGAUCUUUUGGCAGAUCUGUACGUAAGCAAAUUCGAAGAAACAGAUUACCUGGAGUCCGAGUACAAAGUUUAUUCGAGCGCCCGGUUUGUUUGCGUGAUUCCACCGCGGGAUGUCGGCAAUCGCCGCAUGCGCGGUGCGGUUUGGAGUGCACUUAAAUUUGGUUACCGAUGGCUUAAAGAUGCUGAAGAUUCUAGCGAAGUGCACGUCGCGCCUUUUGAGGGACAGCUGCAUACGGUGCAGAAUUCGUUCGAGUCGAUGGGUGGUGGAUCGCAUCUCGUCCCUCCCGAGCGUUACUUCGGCGAAUGCUACGACAGUCGUAUCGUCGAGCACAUUCGUUUGGAAGGGUUCGAAGAGGAGUCUCGCUCACGCACAAACUCGUCGUAUACGGGUUUGAUGAUUCAGAACGACAGUGGGCAACGUCGCGUUUCCGGUAAGUAUACGCUUCUCGUGCACAUCGAUGCGACUACCAACAUCAUUUGGAGUACGGACACGCACCUCUAUUUCGGUGGCUUUUCUCUCGCCGGCGUCCGCUUCGCGGACAUGAUGGCUAUCGGCGACGACACGUCCAUCCAGCAAGUCAAGCGCGACGACAAGCUGGUGUCCGUCUCCAACAGCUUGCUUUCCGGCUCUGCCACCAUUCAAGCUUGCGCGGUCAAUCUUCGCCGGUACGUGCACCGCGCCGACCCACUGAAGCACCAAGUUGUCAUCGACGGCGCCGCCGCCGACGCCACCGCCGUCGCCGACACCAACACGCUUACGGGAUCAGAAUGGGACGCGACGGACUGCCGCCGCAAGUCUUCUGGUAUCACGCACGCUUUGAACGCGAUUUGCAUCAACCGCGUCCUCGAGGAGAAAUUUCCAGCUGCACUCACAGGUCUCGCGCUUUCACCGUCCAAAGUUGAGCGUCUAGCGGACGUGGCAGACGCUGAAGCACGUCUCGCCGCCAAAGUUAUAUAUCUAAAGACUCAGAUUGCUGUCGGUGCUUUCGAUGUCUCAUUGUAUUCAAGCGAGGGUCUGGCGAAACACGUAGCGAGUCGCCCACGAAACGUACGACAAUCCAUCCGCAUCGACAGCGCUGACUUGUUCAAAACGCCGAAGCCGCCGUUCCCGACGUGCAAUGGUGUUUUUUUUCUGCAGCAAUGGGCUCAUGACAUAAUACCGCUACGGAAAUUGCGAAAAGAAGUCGAUCGUCGACGUCAACAGGAGCACGAUUCAUAG